AUGCAGCGUAAUAACGGAACACUUCACAUGGCCCACCAAACGUCCGAACUGCUGCAGCGAUUCAAGUGGGAGGUAUGGCAACGUCCUCCAUACAGUCCAGACUUGGCGCUAUGCGAUUAUCAUGGGUUCGGUGCGCUGAAAAAGGAUCUCGAUGGACGACGACUCCAAAACAGUGAGGUGGAGAAAGCAGCUCUCUCCAAUACACCAUUUCUGGCCUCUAAAGCUAUGCAGAUAUUACGCAUUCAAAACACUGGAGUCAUGGAAACUAAGUCAAACUUGCAAGAUUCUGCCAUGAAACUGAAGAGAGUGUCUUCAACAGAUAGAGUUAAUGUUAUCCAUCCUGUAGAGGAAUAUUUCUCAGCAUUUGAGAGAACAAAAGUAAAGGUAGAUGACUUUGUUUUAGUUUCAUUUUCAAAUUAUAAAGACAAAAAAAUGUUCUACGCUGGUAAAUUUAAAGAAGACAAGGAGGAAGAAGGAGAUAUGGUUAUUAGUCGAAGUGACGCAAAGAAGAGGCGGAAAGAAGGAGACACCCUGGAGGAUUCCCUUCAGGGAAGUCCAAAAAGGACAAAGGUGCAUGCACAAAGAAAGUUUGCCCAAGGCUCUUCCAAUGUGAGCAGUCCUGCAUUGACUCCUGUGAAAGAUAAAGACAAAGUCAAAACAAAUGGAGCUGUUUUAUCACCAGAGCUAAUUUCAUCAAAGCGUCCUAAGACCGAAGACUUCCUAACUUUCCUAUGUUUUAGGGGUACACCAAUUCUUCCUCCUCAGUUAGAUUUUUUUAAUGUAGCAACCAUCCAAGAUAACCAAGAUGAAGAGCAUUGUUCGUCAGGUGGUGAUUACAGUGCGAGUCGUCCCACUAGUUUGGUCAGUACUGCCCAGAAACCUCAGAAAUCCAUGGGAACCGAGCAAACUCCAGUUCCAGGAACAGUCAAGAAAAAUGAUAAAGUUGAGAAUGAAACAAAAAAGAGACCUUCUACUUCUGUUCAGGCACUCAGAAAGAAGUAUCAAGAACAAAGACUUGCAAAACAGAAAGCUAGCACACUCAGUAAAUUGGCUCAGAAAGUUAAGGGUAAAAACAUGGUUCGCACUCGGUCAUCAGUAUUACGUGAAGAAUCACGGACGACUGAUAUCAGAAGUUUUCCGUCAAAAAGGCAUUUAGUGAAGAAACCUGUUGGACCAGAACAUAGUGUUUCAAAAAAUCUGAAACCUUUGAAAUACAUGUCAUUGCGAAGAUUGUCAGUUCGAGGGCAGCCAAAAUUAUUGAGAGAGUUGGAGAGCCCUGCAAUGCGCAGAGGUGGUUUGAGAAGCAGUGGCCAGUUACCUCCAGGCAGUGAUGAAGGUCUAAAAACCGAAAAACCAUUAAAUCAUAGGUUACAGCCCAAGGACCGAUAUGAUAAAGCCAAACCUAAGAUGUUUGUAAGCUCAUUAUCAGAUUUUUCAUCAGAUGAUGAUCAACCUUUGGUGAAGAAAACAAGACCUCUUGAGCAAAUGAAGCCUAGCAGCAAACAACAGCUUGCUCGGAAAAUGGUUAAGCGAAUUGUCAAGAGCUCUAGGAAGAUGCACCCCCAUAUGAUCACUCGAUCACGGCAACAGUGUCAGGAUGAUGUUGGUCAUUACCAUUCUCUCCAUAUGCAUCAACAUAUUCAAAAACAAUCUCAACAGCGACAACAGUUGCAACAAUCUGUACAACAGCAACAUCAGCAGCAGCAGCAACAACUACAACAUCCCCAUCACCACCUUCACCCUCAUCUGUUACAACAGCAGCAGCUGCGACAACAGCAACAGCUGCAGCCAACACGAUCACAACAGUCGCAACAAAUUGUGUCGAGAUUUUCCAAUCGACCUACUAGAAAAACUAAAGAAGCAGCUGCAUUGUAUAUGGAACUUUUGGGAAAGAAGUUAAUUAGUCGUGAUGGUGAUGGGGAUGAAGAUUCAUUCUCUGUGGAUAGUUUUCCUGAGUUACCCAGUUCAAAAAGGAAUGAACAAAGGGAACUUGAAAUUAAAACAAAAUGUUCUAAAGAAGUACAACAUCACCAUUCUCAAGAAUGUCAAGUAUUACAACAUCAGGUUCAGAAAAAAGAAAAUUCACUCAGCAAAAGAGAGAUUCAUAUAAAGAAGGAAAUUCAUUUUAAGAAAGAACAAAAUAAUCCUAGAAAGCAUGAUGUUAAGAGUGAUAUCAUUAGUAAGUCCAAAAUUGAACGAAAUAAGGACAGUGAGGAGAACAAGGGGAAAAAUCAGAAAAAUCAAAAAGAUAUCAGUAAACUUAAGUCACAGGUGGUUAAAAGAUCAUUACGAAUUGCUAAAGAAGAUUCUAGUGAAAUCAAAAUGGAUAGAAUACGAAAGAAAUCUGGAAAAUCGAAAGUUUCAAAUUUAGUUACUCAAAAAACCAAAAGUAAAUUGGAAAUAAAUCCUAAAGUAAGAGCCAGAGAUCAUUUAAGUUUCUUCACUUUUGACACAAAAUUAAAAACGUCUGUUGUUGGUCAUAGCUUAAGAAGUAGAAAAACCACUCGUGUUUCUUUACAAGUUGAAGAAAACGAAAUGGAAGUUGGCACAAAGUCAACAUGUCCCCGUCGAAGUCUUCGCAGAGGUUCUCGUGAUGCUGUGCAGUGUCCUGAAAAUUCAUCACCAGGAAUCACCAGUGAUAAUGAUUUAGUUAAGUCACAAAAAUCUAAUAGUACCUCAGGACAUCUACUUAAAAAGUCACUUGUGAAGGCAAGUAAAAUUAAUUUGGAUUCUUUAGAAGACAAAUUCAGUGAUUCAGAUGAGGAACCUUUGAAGAAAAUUGCAUUAAAAAACAAUGUAAGUAAAAAAAUUGAUGUGGCCGAAGAGAAACAAGGGGAGGCUACAAAUAAUAGAAAGUUACUUGCAAGGGAAAGCAAAAAUAUGCCUCAAAUGUGUAAUAAUCUCAAAGAGAAAUGUAAAUUAAUUACGAAGGUUACUAGAGCGAGUGCUUGUUUUACUGAUGAGACUUCCAUUAAAGUGAAAGGAGGAGGUUCUGUUAGUAUAAAGAAAGUUCUAAAAAAGAAGUCUGUGAGAUACUCUAAAGUUACAGUCUCCACUGAUAGAAAAAAUAAACAGGUGCUUGAAAGAGAGAAAUUAUCGGUUGGAAAAGUAAAAGAAACUAGUAGAAAACAGCGAACUGAUCUUAAUUUUAGAAUGAACUCAUCUGAAAAUUGUUUGAAAAGCUCAGGAAAGUUAGGAAAAAAGGAAUUGUCUGAAAAUAAGACCAAUAAAAAUAAUUCUGGAUCUCCAAAAAUAACAUGCUCGGACAUUAUAACUCAAAAGGAGAAAAUUAUUCGAAAGAAGAAAAAAGAAAAAAAUGAUGGUAAAACUUCUGUCAGUGUAGAGUUAUCCAAAAUUGCUCUUGAAGGAAAGAAGAAAUUGGAAGAUAUAAUUGAUAGCAAGACUGAUCCUGAAUUGUGCCCUCCAGAUAAUCUCAUUCCGCCUGUUGUGAAGAGUCCAGAAAAUACAUCUUCAUCAGAUGCAAAUUCUCCAAGUAAAAUAUGUUCCCAUUCUGUUGAAUUAAUUUCUGGAGAGAAGGAUGAAACAAAAAAUAUAAAACAGAAUGUCCAGAAUAGUGAGAAAAUUAGUUAUGAUGUUCUUAUUAAAAGUUCUCAUCUAAAAAAAGGUAAAAUAGAAAGUUCUGAGAAAAAAAGUGAUUUAGGUGCUCAUGUUCAUCCCAUGAGAAAAUGUUUAGUGGGUAUAGAAAGUGAAUUUAGAAAGAUCUCUCAUACAAACUGUUUACAGAGGAAAGGAACGGGGCUCUCGAAAAAGGAGUUCAGAGCAGAUGUUCCAAGGCGAUCUAGUACAAGUUGCCCCAAAGAAACUGAACUGGAAUUACAAAGGAGAUUAAGUAUGGUGUGUUUAAAGGAGUCAGAACCUGACAUUGAAACAGAAAAGAAAUCUGAGAAAGAAGAAAUUAUUGGAGGAAUUCGAAUGAAACCUGAAGGAGAUAAACAAGCUAUUGAAACACCAUUCUCAAAAUUAAAUACUAUUCAUAAUUCAAAUCAGUUUGUUGAUUCUAAAGGUGUUACAUUGUGUGCUCCUGAGAAUGUACUUAAAUCAACAAAUGUUCAGGAGCAUUCAGCCAAAAACAAUAAAAUUGCAACAAAUAUUAAUGUAGUUGAAAAGCUUGUAGAUGGUGGUCCCUUAAGUUAUGUAAAAUGUGUUUCUGCUGUAAAAAAAGAUGUCACAAAAAAUAUUGCUUCUACAAAUGUGAAACCUGAUCUACAAAACACUGUUGAAAAUAAUGUAGUAGCACCAUUUACAUGUAAAAAUGGAAACAACUCUAGGUAUGAACUUUCAUUUGCGAACCUAGGAAGUUGUGUGAAUUCUGGUGUAAAACUAUGUGCUGAACCAGACAAGAAAAAUACGUUUGAAAAAAAUAAUAUUGUGAACGCUGGCAUAACUACUGAAGAAACGACAUGCAAAGAGCACGAUUUGCCAUGUGACUUAAUUAGUGUGAAUCCAGAAAGCAAUUUUUGUUCUACAAAAGGAAUAAUUUUAUCUGAUCCUGGUUCUAAAGGAAAAUUAGGUUUAAUGGAAAAUCAUCAGUUGGAUGAUGUGUCCCCAUCUCGUAACAGUCUUAUUAAUACAUCAAAUCAGGUGAAUGAUUAUAGUGAUGCUCUUUCUACAGCAAAUGUUUCUGAUGGUGUAACUCUAAAGCAUUGUGUCGUCUCAGGCUUACUGUGCCCUGAAUUAUUUGAAAAAAAAGAUAAGAACCAGAAACAAAGUCCACAUGUACUGUGCAGAAGGUCAUCAGAAGUAAAAAUUCAAGAGCAAAGUGAAAUAUUGGAGAAAACUGAACCAUAUAAUCCAAAAGCCAAGACCUUAAUUGAUUUGGAGUGCAUUGAGAAUAAUACGCCACUCAAGUUAGGAGCUAGUGAUGUUGAUCUUGAAAAAGGAAAUUUAGGUUUAAAUUCUUUACUCCCUCCUGAUUUGGGCUUACGUGACAUGAAAGUGAAAGAGAAACUAAAUAUGUCUGCUGAGCGGGUUGAAAAAUGGUUAAGUGAAAGCUGCACAGGUAAUUUGGAACAUAAAAAGGAAUGCACAUUGUAUGACAAGAAUGUUUGCAACUGUGGGUUCUCUAUAAUUGAUGAUGAUUUGUGUUUAUCAGACUAUGGUAAUGAUAAAAUUACAAUGGACUGUAUUUCUGGUGAUUGUGAGGAGGAGGGAGCUGUAAAAAUGGCUGCUACUGUUUGUCCUUUUACAAGUGAGUUUGCAGUAAUGCAGACUGCUAAUUCAGAAAAUUUGAAACCUAGUAACAUGGAAGAACCAAGUGCUAGUGUUAUUUCACCUGAUGAUAAAGUAUGCAAAGAGAAAGAAAUUUCUCUGUCAACAUUAACAGAAAGUUCUAGUAUAGAGAAGGUUGCUGAAGCACCACCAAAUUAUGAAGUCCUUCCAAAACCUGUAAGUGUGUCUUUUGAUGUCCUUGAUAAAAAGAAAGAGUGGGAAACAAGCAAAAAAUGCACAGAAGCCCCUGCAGAGCAAGGUGCACGCGUUGGUUGUACAGAAAGCCACCCUCCACCAUUGAUUAAUUCAAAUAUUUCAACAUCCUCUAAGAAUAAUCCACAAAAAGAAACAAUUACAAAAAAUAAUCAAAUUCUAAAUGUAAUGCAGAAUCAAGUGCCUAUUGUUUUAGAAAACACCAAUAGUAAAUCUGAAUGUGUUCAAGAGAAAGGAAAAUUGUCUUCAGUUUUAAGUGAUAAGAACACUAAAAAGUCAAAAGAAACUAAUAAAUCUGAAGUGUCUUCCAUGGUAAGGACAGGGACCAAAUUAUUGCAAGGGUCAGAACGUGUGAGUGAAAAAAAAUCUAUAUUUCAGCAGCGCAGAUCUUUUCCUCAUAAAGUGAAAGAACGUAAAGAUUUGACCCCUAGUGCAAAUGCUUUUUCUCCUGAAAACGAAAGUAGUGUUUAUGCAUUUGAAACAGAACCAGAUUCUCCACCUAUCAGUACACCGUUCAGACGUCGUGCCCGAGACAGUCGAACUUCUAGUACAACAACUUCAAAAUCUGAAGAAGAUUUGGUAAAAUUAACUGAUGAGGAUGUGUGUAUGAAUAGUUCUAAUGUGUCAUCUUCCCUUCUAGUUCCUUCUCCUGAAAAAGUAAUAUCAAGCUCAGCUGUGAACAAUUCAUGUUCUAGUGAAGUACAAACACCAAAUGCCAUGCAAGAUUCAUCACAUGCAGUGUGUUCACGUAAUAGUACAUCAAUUGCUGUGCAAGUUAACCUUGAUUCUGAAGCAUGUUCUGAGACUAGUCCUCCAAAUGUCCCUCCAGUAGAAGCUAUUAUUCCUGAACCUGUUCCUCAGCGAAGUAUGGAAUGCUCUACUCAGACGGAAGUUGCUGAAGAAGAAGAUGACGAAAGUGAAGGACAUCUAUUUUAUAUUCCUUUGCAACAAGCACCAACACCAGCUCAGCAGGUGAUUCAAGGUGUUGCUGUUAAAUUAGGAACUGAAGGACCUACUGGCCCCAACCAAAGAGUAAUAAUGCGUGCCAAACUAGUUACAAAGCCUCCAAGCUUCAGUAGACCAGCAACUUCUGCCCCAGAUGGAGCACUUGGAAUUCGAAGGUCGGUUUUGGGGACACAGCCUUCCCGAUCUACAGGAAUAUUAACAAUUGACCAGAAGACUGCCUUUAUUGGACCAUCUAAUGUUUCAUCCGUGAGUGGUACUUACCCGCCUGUUGUCCCAGUUCAACCAACAUCUCGAUCACAACCCAGUACGAUUGUCUCAGAAAGUAAAAGUGAUGCUACUACGGCAACACCUGAAAAUCGUGAUGCAAAGCGAACUUCUUUGAGUGAUAGCAGUUCCCAACAUUAUGAAAGUAAAAGUACUAAAAAGAAGGAAACAAAUAUAGAAGCAUUUGAAAAGUCAACUUUAGAGAAUGUGCAAACUAAAGUAGAUAUGCAUGAAAAGGAGAAGAAAAUUACAGAUGCAAUAUUAACUACUUCGUGUGCGUUGGCCACAUCUUCCAAAACCACUUCUAAAGGCAAUACCAGAAAUUCAAACGAUCACAUGUUGCCUUCUUCGUUAAAAGGAAAUUAUGGAAAUGCAAAAAGAAAUCUAUUGAAAGGGAAAAUGUCAAAAACGUCAGAUCCCAGUUACACCUGUUUCCCAAGCAAUGUGGCAAAAUUUCCUAGUGUUGGAAGCCCUGCGCAACUGGUGGAGGCUCCAGUGUUUUAUCCUUCAGAAAAGGAAUUUCAAGAUCCUUUGGAGUACAUUGACAGAAUACGACCAGUAGCUGAAACAUUCGGAUUAUGUCGAGUUGUUCCACCCCAAAAUUUUAGACCUGAGUGUAAAGUAUCUGAUGACAUGAGAUUUACUGCAUAUAAUCAGUACGUUCAUAAGAUGUUGUAUAGAUGGGGUCCAAAUGUAAAAGAGAUGAUGGCAAUAAAGAAGUAUUUAGUGACACAAAGUGUUUCUUUCACUCAUCCUCCGUUGAUUGGGGGUAUGGAAGUUGAUCUUCCACGUCUCUAUCAAACAGUUCAAAGUUUUGGUGGGUUAAAAGAGGUUAUUGAAAAGAAACGUUGGCAACGUGUUGCAGAUGGCAUGAAGAUUCCCAAGUCAGCACAAGAUAGAGUAACAAAGUUAGAUGAUAUAUAUUGUAAAUAUCUUCUGCCGUAUGAUACAUUAUCUCCAGGUGAAAGAGAGAAACUUCUUGAUGAAGUAGAGCAGGAAUGGAAACAGAGGCAAAGUCGCCCACUUUCACAAGAAAGUUGUUCUACAUCUGAUUCCCCUGAGGAUGAAUCAGAUGCAGAUAUUGCUGAUGAAGAAUGUAUUGUCAAGGGGAGAAAUAUGCCUUUGAAUGCAUUCUAUCGGAUUGCUCGCAACACAAUGGCUAUGUGGUUCCGGCAACCUGAACCAUCAGCAUCUGAGGUUGAACAAGAAUUUUGGAAGCAUGUGAUGUCAAGAAACAGUCAUGUAUGUGUUCACUCUGGAUCUAUAGAUUCAAGUGGUUGUGGUUAUGGCUUUCCUUGUUCCAAAAACAGCCCUUUUGCAAGACAUCCUUGGAACUUGAAAGUUUUGACCAACAAUAGUGGAUCAGUAUUACGAUCAAUAGGGCCUAUCAUGGGUGUAACAGUUCCCACUCUCCAUGUAGGCAUGUUAUUUACAACAUGUUGUUGGUAUCGAGAUCCGCAUGGUUUGCCAUGGAUAGAGUAUGGUGUGCCAGAUUCUUACAGUUUUGUAUUUCAAUCUGCUAUGAGCAAAUUGAUACCUAGGUAUUGUAAAAAGAAAACUAUUUGGCUACCAUCAGACACUGCCAUGGUGCCACCAUCUCUUCUAGUCAAACACGGAGUUUCAUUAUGCCAUACUGUUCAAGAGCCAGGACAGUUCAUAAUUGUUUUCCCAAGAGCGUUUACAUCAAGUAUUUGCACUGGGUAUCUUGUCUCUGAAAGUGUGUACUUUGCUCAGCCUCAUUGGCUCUCAAGAGCUGAAGAAGUGUUCAAGGAUAUUCAAGACAGCUGUGAACCUUCCAUGUUCUCCUUGGAAAGGCUGCUUUUCAGUAUUGCUUCUGAUGCUCGUUCUCACAUCGAUGUUUUGAAACAA
This is a messenger RNA of Gryllus bimaculatus (two-spotted cricket), 8541 nucleotides long. NCBI's taxonomy places the organism in Eukaryota, Metazoa, Arthropoda, Insecta, Orthoptera, Gryllidae. The record is from the annotation of a GenBank genome assembly.